GAUCGGUGAAUACUGUCCUCAGUUCUUCUGUAUCCUCUUACAGAUUCACAUCUCAUCUCCCUCCAUAUGUAUGUGUGUGUUCAUUGGAGGUCCAACUCACACCUAACGCAAUCCUAAAUCCUAAUCUUGUCCAUAUCCUCUCUCUUGUGGCUCUCAAAUAUUCAAGAUUUCGAUUCACAUAUACCCGUUUGCCCCCUUUCUUUUCCAUUACUAUCAACCCUCCGUAUUCGUCAACAAAGAUUCCAUUUUUUUCAAGAUUCAACCAUUGGAUGCUAAUGAGAACUCACCAAUAACCUUUACCCAUUUGAUCGGAUUCUUCGAGUUAUUGGAGUAAGAUUUGCACAGAUCGUCUUUUUUUUUAUUAAUCUGUGGUGGGUUUAUCAAAUAAUCUGCAAAGAUGGGUGAUGUAGCAAAGGACUUAGCGGCUGGGACGGUAGGUGGGGCGGCCCAGUUGAUAGUUGGACACCCUUUUGAUACCAUCAAGGUGAAACUCCAAAGUCAACCUACUCCGCUACCGGGUCAACUCCCCAAAUACUCUGGUGCGAUAGACGCUGUUAAACAGACAUUGGCCGCUGAAGGUCCAAGAGGUCUUUACAAAGGAAUGGGAGCCCCACUAGCCACUGUAGCAGCUUUCAAUGCUGUCUUGUUCACAGUAAGGGGUCAAAUGGAAACCCUUUUGAGGUCUGAACCUGGUGCACCCUUGACCGUCAACCAGCAGGUCAUUGCUGGUGCAGGUGCUGGAGUCGCUGUCUCUUUCUUGGCCACCCCAACUGAGUUAAUCAAAUGCAGAUUGCAGGCCCAAGGCGCAGGUGCAGUGGCAGAGGCUGGUGGUGCAGUUGCGGCUGCAGUGAAGUACAGUGGUCCAAUGGACGUGGCUGAGCAAGUCCUAAGGUCCGAAGGAGGUGCUAGAGGUCUCUUUAAAGGGCUAUUUCCCACAUUGGCUCGUGAAGUUCCAGGAAACGCGGCAAUGUUUGGUGUUUAUGAGGCCCUAAAACAGUAUUUUGCUGGUGGCACUGAUACUUCUGGUUUAAGCAGAGGUUCACUGAUGAUGGCUGGAGGGUUAGCAGGAGGUGCAUUCUGGGCUUCGGUUUACCCAACCGACGUUAUCAAGAGUGUGAUCCAGAUCGAUGAUUAUAAGAACCCCAAGUAUUCUGGAUCAAUUGACGCUUUCAAAAAGAUACUAAAAUCUGAAGGAAUCGGAGGUUUGUAUAAAGGUUUUGGACCUGCAAUGGGUCGAAGCAUCCCUGCAAAUGCCGCUUGUUUUCUAGCAUAUGAAGUCACGAGGUCGAGCUUGGGCUAGACAUCAACGAGCUUAGUGUCUCAUUGUUUUUAACAUUCAUUGUACCGGAUGAAUUUAUUCUCUUGAAAGCAUUGAAAUAGUUUUCUUUUGUGCU
Molecule: messenger RNA, 1394 nt
Organism: Cynara cardunculus var. scolymus (artichoke)
Lineage: Eukaryota; Viridiplantae; Streptophyta; Magnoliopsida; Asterales; Asteraceae
Product: mitochondrial carnitine/acylcarnitine carrier-like protein
Exons: 4
Coding region: 398-1300 (300 amino acids)
Biological process (GO): mitochondrial L-ornithine transmembrane transport
Molecular function (GO): L-ornithine transmembrane transporter activity
Source: RefSeq, a predicted model, not a curated record